This is a messenger RNA of Talaromyces rugulosus, 825 nucleotides long. RefSeq lists its product as uncharacterized. NCBI's taxonomy places the organism in Eukaryota, Fungi, Ascomycota, Eurotiomycetes, Eurotiales, Trichocomaceae. Gene Ontology annotation, molecular function: oxidoreductase activity, acting on the CH-OH group of donors, NAD or NADP as acceptor. The record is from RefSeq and is a predicted model, not a curated record. Bases 1 to 825 code for a protein of 274 amino acids. The transcript is spliced from 2 exons.
AUGACAGGAAAUAUAUCUCUUGUGACGGGAGCGAGCGGUUUUAUUGCUAGCCAUGUCGUUCAACAGCUACUCGAAAAGGGCGAACAAGUCCACGCCACAGUUCGCAGUAUAAAAAAUAAAAAGAAGAUCAAGAACCUCCUCGACAUGCAAAAGCGAUGGCCCGGCAAGCUGACUUUGUUCGAAGCGGAUUUGCUCGCGGCUAGCUCGUUUGAUACUCCAAUGAAAGGCUGCUCGGUGGUUUAUCAUAUAGCAUCGCCCUUUUUCAUCGAGAACAAAAUUCGCGAUGGCCAAAAAGAGGUCGUUGAGCCGGCUCUCAAAGGAACACAGCAUGUGCUUGAGGCAGUUCAGAAAAACGAAACUGUCAAAAUUGUCAUCUUAACAUCAAUAAUACACUAUCCUCCGAGUAUUUCAACACAACUAGUAGGCGGUCAGCUAUUCUUAGGGGUGCCAGAUAUGUGGUUCGCAAUUGUCGACGUUCGAGAGGUGGCAACUGCCCAUAUUCAGGCUGCUCAACUUCCGGAUUCUCACGGUCGCUAUAUCUUGGCUGAUGGCAAAACACGUGGUUUUGUGGAACUUGCUCGCAUCCUGCGAUCCAUCACCCAAUCUUCCCGGAUUCCGAAAAAUACAGUCCCCAAUGCCUUGGUGCGCCUAUCCGGACCAUUGCUUGGACUAAGUCAAAAAUGGCUGAAACUGAACCUAAGCAUCCCUUUCGACAUCGACAAUCGUCCUAGCUUGGAGCAGUUGAAGAUCGUUUACCGGCCUCUGGAGGAAACAUUGGCGGACCAUUAUCGAUCCUGGAAAUCUGCACAAAGCCUAGCUCACUGA